This is a messenger RNA of Cimex lectularius (bed bug), 963 nucleotides long. Its product is annotated as omega-amidase NIT2. Gene Ontology annotation, biological process: oxaloacetate metabolic process; L-glutamine metabolic process. The record is from RefSeq and is a predicted model, not a curated record. Gene Ontology annotation, molecular function: omega-amidase activity. Bases 100 to 948 code for a protein of 282 amino acids. NCBI's taxonomy places the organism in Eukaryota, Metazoa, Arthropoda, Insecta, Hemiptera, Cimicidae. The transcript has 7 exons. Gene Ontology annotation, cellular component: mitochondrion.
UAGCAGAUAAGAUUUUUUUUGUAGUUAUAAUUACCUUAGUUUGGAAUUGAAUCUCAUUUUUUACUGGAUAUUAUAAUUCUCUCAGCAAAUAAUCCCAAAAUGUCAAGUGUUCAAAGCAUGUUUAAAUUAGCCCUUGUCCAGAUGAAAGUGGGCAAAGAUAAGGUUCAAAACAUCAAGAAAGCUUUAACCAUGAUAUCUCAGGCGAAAUGCGAUGGCUCAACACUUGUAGUUCUUCCGGAGUGCUUCAACAGCCCGUAUGGAACCCGCUACUUCAACGAGUACGCAGAAGAAGUGCCUGAAGGUGAGACAUGCAAGGCGUUAUCUGAGGCAGCUAAAGAAAAUUGCGUCUUCCUGAUCGGUGGUUCGAUACCGGAACGAGAAGGCCAAAAACUUUAUAACACGAGCACUGUGUGGAGCCCUGAGGGUCAACUGCUCUGCAAAUACAGAAAAACACAUUUGUUUGAUAUUGAUAUCCCGGGAAAAAUGACAUUUAAGGAAUCGGAUGUUCUCACCAAAGGGGAAAAAACAGUCACUUUUAAAAUGGGCAACUGCAAAAUCGGACUGGGAAUCUGCUAUGAUAUACGAUUUAAUGAGCUUGCUAAUGUCUAUCGGAAAGAAGGAAUUGAUAUGUUGGUUUAUCCAGGCUGUUUUAAUAGGACAACAGGUCCUCUUCAUUGGGAACUUUUAGCACGUUCAAGAGCAGUAGAUAACCAGGUCUUUGUUGCCGCUGCAAGUGCAGCACCAGAUGAAACUGCUGAUUAUGUCGCCUGGGGUCAUUCAAUGGUGGUCAGCCCCUGGGGCAAAGUCCUCGUUGAUGCUGAAUUCGAAGAGAAGACUGUAGUCACAGAAAUUGAUUUAAAAGAAUGUGAACAAAUGAGGGCUCAGAUUCCAGUUCUGAAACAACGAAGAACCGAUUUGUAUGACACACUGACCAAAUCAAACCUUUGAUUUACUUUUUCAAAA